AUGUCUGGAAACUCUAGUGUUGGCACCAGCGGCGUCUACGAGGCCGGUGACCAGCGCAACGUCAAGAACUCGGAGCUUGACACUGGUGACCGCUUCCACGAGGGCAAGGAGAACUCUCACCUUGGCAACGACUCCAAGGACGAGAGAUCUAUCGCCAACAGACUCGCUGCCGAGGAGAAGAAGCACCGCCAGGGCGACGAUGAGGAUGACGCUGAAACCCGUCAGUCCAAGAAGGACUCUACGUUGCCCGCCAAGAUGCACGGCAACGAGCCCUCCAAGGGCGCUAAGAUCGAUCAGGAGCUCCAGGAGGAGGACGAACUCCGCCUGAGACAGAAGCAGGGCAAAUAA
Colletotrichum spaethianum is the source of this 348-nucleotide messenger RNA. RefSeq lists its product as uncharacterized. The record is from RefSeq and is a predicted model, not a curated record. NCBI's taxonomy places the organism in Eukaryota, Fungi, Ascomycota, Sordariomycetes, Glomerellales, Glomerellaceae. The coding region runs from base 1 to 348 and encodes 115 amino acids. The transcript is spliced from 3 exons.